Messenger RNA from Prorocentrum cordatum, 813 nucleotides. The record is from the annotation of a GenBank genome assembly. Lineage: Eukaryota; Dinophyceae; Prorocentrales; Prorocentraceae.
CACCAAACGACAUUAACCCCAAAACGAAGCCAAAGCGAGCGGGUUCAGGCGGGGUUCGCCAGGCUAUCAACCACGUCAACUCCAGCGCCGAAGCUAACUUCAACCUUCCAGCAGCUGGCACCUGAAUGGAGGAGGAGUGGCGAAGAAAAGAUAUCGGUGAAAAUACAUCUGUGGAACUGCCGUGGACGAACCACUUCGCGUGAUUCCCUCUGCGCCCAAUAAGCUUGAAAUAUUAAGAUGACGACGAUGGCGCCGAUGCCGGCCGGCAUUUUUAUUGAACCAGCAUGCCUUGAAAAGCGGGGCUGGAAAAAGCUUGAACCCAAUAUCUCGAACGCAAUACCUGCCAAAUUGCAGGCUUGGAGGUGGAGGGGGGAAUUGGGGGAGGAGGGAAGGGUGGAUAGCGAGUUUUUCCCAGCUGCGAGAGGGCACGCGCCACCAGACAACAAAAACAGCACCUGGCACUAUACAGCCUCGGAGCUCUACAGAAGGGCCAGAAUAUUCAUCGCGGAGAUCGGACAGUUCGUGUCCGCAUACGUGCUCCCGACACGACCCAGCGACAAGGCCCCGUCUGUACACAUCUUCAGACGUCGGCCCUACAACUCGGCACUUCCAGACAUUCAAAUCUGACGCCCACGGGGUAGCAACGCGGGCGCACGCACGGGCGCAAGGGUAAGCCUCUUCGAGAGGAAGAGCCUUCAGCAAGCGCCCACAAACAUUUAUCGUACAUGACCUCUUCGCAUCUGGUGCGGGACGUGGGGCAUGCUCGCAGCGCGGCCCUUCCCUUCCCUACUGGAGCGCCAGUACCUUCAGGGG